Molecule: messenger RNA, 1543 nt
Organism: Neodiprion fabricii
Lineage: Eukaryota; Metazoa; Arthropoda; Insecta; Hymenoptera; Diprionidae
Gene: purple
Product: 6-pyruvoyl tetrahydrobiopterin synthase
Exons: 4
Coding region: 146-571 (141 amino acids)
Biological process (GO): tetrahydrobiopterin biosynthetic process
Cellular component (GO): mitochondrion
Molecular function (GO): 6-pyruvoyltetrahydropterin synthase activity
Source: RefSeq, a predicted model, not a curated record
GCUGUAUCUACUUAGUUACCCAAUUCUAGCCUAUAUUAAUGUAAUAUUCGAACGCUGUUGUAAUUACUGUGAAAUCAGAUUUAGCAAGAUCAAUCAACUGCAGGAUAUUGCGACGUCGGGAAUGCCAGCGAAAUAAUAAAAAGACAUGACGCAAGUGCCGGUUGUGUAUUUGACCAGGAAAGAAACAAUAUCUGCUUGCCAUCGCCUUCAUAGCCCACACUUGACCGACGAGCAGAACGCAGCAGUUUACGGAAAGUGUAACAAUUUUUGGGGGCACGGACACAAUUACACCGUGGAGGUCACAGUGCGAGGUCCUGUGGAUGAAAAAACUGGAAUGGUAAUGAAUAUUUCCGAUUUGAAAAUUUAUAUGAAAAAUGUGUUGAUGGAUAAAUUAGAUCAUAAAAAUUUGGAUAAAGAUGUGCCGUAUUUCAAGCACGUUGUUUCAACAACAGAGAAUGUAGCUAUUUUUGUCUUCGAUGAAUUGAAGAAAGAAAUGCCCAAACCUGAUUUAUUGUAUGAGGUAAAAAUAUAUGAAACUGAUAAAAAUAUUGUAAUUUAUAGAGGCGAAUAAUUAUUGGAGCCAACCGAUAAGAGUUCGUUUUAUAAAGGGGCGCAUAUGCCUAUGUGCAUAUGAAAUAAUAUAUUUUCGAGAACAUUACAGUAAUCACAGAUCAACAAUUUAAGUACGUUAUUACUUAAUCAAUGAUAUUAAGAAAUUUUUCCUAUUAUCUUGCGCAAAGUUCGAUUUUGCGCAUGCAUUUGCGUUCGCAAAGUACCACUUUCCCACACGUUGACAAAAACGUGCGGGAAUGCAACUGAGCGAACGGGGAUGUAGCUGAGCGUGCGGGAAUGUAUAAGAGUAUACGAGCGAUUCCAAGGUAUAUACGCGCGCGCCAUCUCUGCGGCACUCUCUUAGCGUUAACGCGUGCGAGCGAUACUUUGAAGUUCGUUAAAAUAUACCGUUUCGUUUUGUAAAUUGUCACGUUACGAUAAAUAUUAAUAAUAAUUUAAAAUAAUAAAUAAAUCAGAUUUUUCUUAAUUUAAUAAAUUUAUAAUAGUUCUAUAAUUUGUUUUUUUGUUUUGGCCCGCCCAGCACCCCGACGCCGCCGUUCUAUACGUUUCAAUUAUUCAAAAUAAUUGUACUGGUCGGACUCUGCGCAACUUAAUAGGAAAAAUAGUAUACGUACUAUUACAUUCCGAAUUUAGCAUUACAUCUAUUUCGUAUUCCAAUUGUUCGCACUUACGAUUAGUGUUAUACGUCAUAUAAGUAUGCUACAUGUAACAAUUAUACUGUAUUAUCAUAUAGCUUUACAUAUGUUGUAUAUUUUUGGUAUAUACUUCUAUCACAUGCUCGAAUGCUCAUAAAAUGCUGUUUUCGAGUCUAUUUACCUAUAAAUGCGUGUAAAAUACAAUUGCGCACAUAAAAUCUUUGUAAUCCUCAACAAUCAGUCGCAGGUAUAAAAAAUUUCCGACAGCAAUUUCGCUGAUUAUUACAUUUCUAAAAGCUCAUUUCAAAUUGAUAAAGUAACUGCACCUUGCAUUA